Adineta steineri is the source of this 615-nucleotide messenger RNA. NCBI's taxonomy places the organism in Eukaryota, Metazoa, Rotifera, Eurotatoria, Adinetida, Adinetidae. The record is from the annotation of a GenBank genome assembly.
AUGUUAACAACAUCAGAAAAUUUUCCUGAACAAUUUUUACGUGUUCAAAAACAAUUUAAAGAAUGGUCAUCUUUUGAUCAAUUAUAUGCAACUGUUGAAUUGACACGUACAUUUCAAUUAUCAUAUAGUCAUUUUCUUUUUCAAUUAUUUCAAUCUCAUAUUUUAAAUCAGAAUGAUGAUAUAUUUAAUCAUAUUGUUGAUGAUGCUAAUUCACCAGAUAAAAUCUUAUGUACACUUCAACUAUAUUUACCAUUGAUAUCAACAAAAACAAUCAAUGAAAAAUUACUCGAUGCCUAUCGUGAUGUUUUAAUUUUUCUUGAUUUAAAUCUUAUUAAUUCAACAAAAUUUAGUUAUACAGAACAACAAUUAAUUAAUUUUUGUCAACAAAUAUAUUUUUUUAUUCAAACAAAUUCAAGUUUAAUACGAUUAUUAUCUCAUGUACCAAAAUUAAGUAAUUUAAUUCAAAGAAAAAAAUUUCCUCCUCCUUCAGAAAAACAACAAUCUUGUCAUCAACCAUUACAACGUUUUUCAUCAAUAAGAUCUAGAGAUCAACCAUUAAAAAAUUUCGUUUCAGAAAGUGCACAUACAUCAAUAAGUCAACAAUUAACGUCUUGA